Molecule: messenger RNA, 1227 nt
Organism: Vicia villosa (hairy vetch)
Lineage: Eukaryota; Viridiplantae; Streptophyta; Magnoliopsida; Fabales; Fabaceae
Exons: 2
Coding region: 1-1227 (408 amino acids)
Source: RefSeq, a predicted model, not a curated record
AUGGAUUCAGACGAUUCAGAUAAUUACGAUCAAGAAUUUUGGGAGUUGGUUGAAGAAGAAUUUAUGGACGACAGUGAUGAAGAACAAGAGCUUCAGAAUGAACUUCAAUCUGGAAGUUCCUCUAGGCCAAAGAAAAGAACAACGAUAGAUCGAGGUCGUGAAGAAGGGCAUAAUCGAUUGUUCAAUGACUACUUCUCGGAAAAUCCAGUAUACACAGAUGUUCAAUUCCGAAGAAGGUUCAGAAUGCAUAGGCAUGUAUUUCUUCGAAUUGUAGAUGCCCUUGAAAAUCAUGAUGAAUAUUUCCAAAUGAGGGUCGAUGCAACUGGUAAAAUGGGUCUUUCACCAUUGCAGAAAUGUACAUCUGCUAUUCGUAUGUUGGCGUAUGGGUCUGCUGCUGACAUUGUAGACGAGUAUGUUCGAAUCGGUGAAAGCACUUCAAUUGAGUGCUUACAAAGAUUCGUUCAGGGCGUGAAUGCUGUAUUUGGGGCUGAGUAUUUGGGAAAGCCUAACAACACUGAUGUUGAACAUCUUUUACAAAUGGGAGAGUCACGUGGCUUUCCAGGUAUGUUGGGUUCUAUUGAUUGUAUGCAUUGGGAAUGGAAAAAUUGUCCUGUUGCAUGGAAAGGACAAUUUUGUCGAGGUGAUCAUGGUUCAAACAAUGACAAUAAUGUGUUAAACCAAUCUAAUGUGUUUAACGAUAUUUUGGAAGGACAUGCUCCCAAUGUGCAAUAUACAAUCAUUGGGACACCAUAUAAUAUGGGGUAUUAUUUAGCAGAUGGUAUAUAUCCUGAGUGGGCUACAUUUGUCAAAACCAUUUCAAUGCCACAGAGAGAAAAGAAAAAGUUAUUUGCUCAACAUCAAGAAUCAGCUAGAAAAGAUGUGGAGCGGGCAUUUGGAGUGCUUCAAUCUCGAUUUGCAAUUAUACGUGGCCCAGCACGUGCUUGGCACAUGGACACCCUCAAGCAUACCAUAUAUGCAUGCAUCAUAUUGCACAACAUGAUUGUUGAAGACGAACGACAUACAUAUGGAGGUAAUUUUGAUUACUCUUAUGAUAAUGUGGAUGACAACAACUCAACAACCGAAACAUUUAGCGGUCCUCAUCCGAAUCUUGCAACAAGACUACAAAGAAGAGCAAGUAUUCGAGAAAAACAAGUUCAUCGUCAACUUCAAGGAAAUUUAGUCGAGUAUAUUUGGGAACGUUUUGGACAUGUAGAUGAUGAAGUUUAA